CCCAGGUGAGCGCCGCUUCCGGGGUCGGGAGCCCGCUGUGCCGGCGGCUCGGCGUCCCCUCGGUCGGUUGCGCGGGCUAGGGAGGCUAUGGCGUCCUCCUCUGUCCCGCCGGCCACCGUACCGGCGGCGGCGGCGGCGGCGGCAGCGGCCCCGGGCUUCGGCUUCGCCUCCAAGACCAAGAAGAAGCACUUCGUGCAGCAGAAGGUGAAGGUGUUCCGGGCGGCGGACCCGCUGCUGGGCGUGUUCCUGUGGGGCGUCGCCCACUCGAUCAAUGAGCUCAGCCAGGUGCCUCCCCCAGUGAUGCUGCUGCCAGACGACUUUAAGGCGAGCUCCAAGAUCAAGGUCAACAAUCACCUUUUCCACAGAGAAAACCUGCCUAGUCAUUUCAAGUUCAAGGAGUACUGCCCCCAGGUCUUCAGGAACCUCCGUGAUCGCUUUGGCAUUGAUGACCAAGAUUACCUGGUAUCCCUCACCCGAAGUCCCCCGAGUGAAAGUGAAGGCAGCGAUGGUCGCUUCCUUAUCUCCUACGAUCGAACUCUGGUCAUCAAAGAAGUAUCCAGUGAGGACAUUGCUGACAUGCAUAGCAACCUCUCGAACUACCACCAGUACAUUGUGAAGUGCCAUGGCAACACACUGCUGCCCCAGUUCCUGGGGAUGUACCGAGUUAGCGUGGACAAUGAAGACAGCUACAUGCUUGUGAUGCGCAACAUGUUUAGCCACCGUCUUCCUGUGCACAGGAAGUAUGACCUCAAGGGCUCCCUAGUGUCCCGAGAAGCCAGCGAUAAGGAAAAGGUUAAAGAAUUGCCCACCCUUAAGGAUAUGGAUUUUCUCAACAAGAACCAGAAGGUUUAUAUUGGUGAAGAGGAGAAGAAAGUAUUUCUAGAGAAGCUAAAGAGAGAUGUGGAGUUCCUAGUGCAGCUGAAGAUCAUGGACUACAGCCUUCUGCUGGGCAUCCACGACAUCGUUCGGGGCUCUGACCCAGAGGAGGAGGGACCUGUGCGGGAGGAGGAGUCAGAGGGGGAUGGAGACUGUGACCUGACAGGACCACCUGCUCUGGUGGGCUCCUAUGGCACCUCCCCUGAGGGUAUUGGCAGCUACAUCCAUUCUCACCGGCCCCUGGGCCCUGGAGAAUUUGAGUCCCUCAUUGAUGUCUAUGCCAUCCGGAGUGCUGAGGGGGCCCCCCAGAAGGAGGUGUAUUUCAUGGGCCUCAUUGACAUCCUGACACAGUAUGAUGCCAAGAAGAAAGCAGCUCACGCAGCCAAAACUGUCAAGCACGGGGCUGGGGCAGAGAUCUCCACUGUCCAUCCUGAGCAGUAUGCUAAGCGGUUCCUGGAUUUUAUUACCAACAUCUUUGCCUAAGAGACUACCAGACUCCAUGCUGCUUUAUGUUCAAGGUGGCAGGGUUCCGAGAGGCUUGGGGAGCUGUGGAUAUGUUGACCACUACAACUUCUCUUCCUCUUUUGUUAAAUUCCAGCUACAGGCUCCUUCUACCCACACAACUCCAUCUUGUUGACUAGGCUUUUCCUGACCCUCAGAAAUACACUGUCCUGUCCCCCCCCACCCGCCCUCCUUUCUUCCAUUUCUCCCUCCUUUCCAGCAAUUCUGCUUGCUUCAUUAGAGUGUUACUGUUGACUCACUCCCAAGUGCCUUGAUCUUUGCAAAUGUCCUGUUGUUUCUAGAACAUAGGAGGAGAUGGGGGAAGGGGAUUACUUGCCAUCUUCAGGACCUGACUGGACGGAUGGACCUGGCUCAAGCAACUACUCUGGAUGCAUUUUGCUGGUGGGAUGAACUAAGAGUGUCUGAAUUUUGCUGAUAACUUUAUAGAACUCACUGUGGCAUGCCUCCUUCCUGGUAGACCCUGGGAUGGAGGACUUUUAAGAUACUACAGGUGUGGGUGCUGGCAUGCACACAUAUGAUGGGUUAUGGCCCAUUUUACACACUAAUGGGGUGGGGAGCGGUGAGCCAGCUGGUGCCUUACAGAGGUGGGACCCAGGAGGACUCUUGAAAUUAUUCAGGGAAUUGGAAAAGGUGUCUGUCAAGAAUUGACUACUACUCUCCAAACUCUUCCCUCACCCUACUUCCAACCCCUGCCCCUGUACUUCUGGGCACAAGAACCUAGAGAUGGCCAAACCGUUCUAGCCUGGGUGAAGAUGUUUGACUGCUACUGCUCUUCACCAGGACCUUCCACACCUCCCAAGGCUGGAACCCUUCAGCGGGGGGCGAGGGUGGGGGCAGUUUUGGAGGCUGGGAUGAUGGGCCAGGGUGUAAGGUUCACUCCCAAUGCUAAAUUUCCUUUCUUCACGUGUAGCCAUCUCUGAGGUUUUAUCCCUAGCAGGAGGAAAUAUCUCUACCUGGGUCCAUCCUGGUCAUUUCAAGAGGAUGAACGUCUCAAGUGCGGGAACCUCCUCUACUCCUUGGAGAUGUGCACCUAGCAUACUUCCUUCCCAACCCCUUCUCAAGCCCUUUUUCCAGUUGGAUGUGUUAUUCUGUUCUUUUCUGUCUUAUACUGCUACUAUGUCUCCCAGGGGACAGAUGGACUUCUUUGUCAUCUUCACUCUCCACCCCCAGAGAGGAGUCAGAGCCAUAACUCAAUCACCGGCCCCCUCCAAAGAGUUGAAAUGAGAAGUGGUAGUCUCAGAGUAUAGAGGACCCUGAGGGCCCAGAUUGUGUCCUCCCCACCCCUGAUACCUUUGGGGCUAAGGCAGCCAUUCUUGCUACCCUCCAUCCCCUUUAUGGCUUCUGCACUUUUUUAAAACAUAAAGAUGGGCACCAGCAACUGGCCUGUGGGGAUGCAAAGAUUCUUUGCUCUGUAUCUAGCUGGACUGAUCUGUCUCACAGGAAGUCAUACAGUCAUAAAGGAGAAUUCCUCUCUCCCCUUCAUCUUCUCCAAAGGAAGUAACAAGAGGAGUCCACAGUUAAGAAUUAGAGCCCCUAUAAUAUCUUCCCAUCAGGGGCCUGCUGAUCUUUUUCAUUCCAACCAUCUACCUUCCCCUUUUGAAUGCAAUAAAACUCCAUGACACCAGCAGCUGUUGCUCUUUAGAAAUUGGUUUUCUGACCAUGUGGCUGAUGUAUCAUGAGCAGAAUGGUCUUCGUUUUGUUGCUUCUGUUUUUCAUCUUUUUUGUUUUAUUAAUUAAUAAAAAAGAUCUUGUGUAUUUACUCCCAUCA
This is a messenger RNA of Nyctereutes procyonoides (raccoon dog), 3166 nucleotides long. RefSeq names its product phosphatidylinositol-5-phosphate 4-kinase type 2 gamma (gene PIP4K2C). The transcript is spliced from 10 exons. Gene Ontology annotation, molecular function: phosphatidylinositol kinase activity. Bases 88 to 1359 code for a protein of 423 amino acids. Gene Ontology annotation, biological process: phosphatidylinositol metabolic process. Lineage: Eukaryota; Metazoa; Chordata; Mammalia; Carnivora; Canidae. The record is from RefSeq and is a predicted model, not a curated record.